AUGAAAAUUGAAGGUGAUCCAAAUGAAUAUGGUGUCUUUUCUACUAUCACCACAACCACUCAUCAUCUAUCUCAAGAAGACGAAUACCAAGUGUUUUUGAAUUUCAGAGGCUUUGACACUCGUCUCAACUUCACAGAUUUUCUAUACAUCUAUCUAGAAAACAACGGAGUUCGCACCUUUCGUGACAGUAACAAGCUUCACAUAGGAGAGAAGAUCGGCCCAAAGCUGCUCAAAUCAAUUAGAAAGUCAAAGAUCUCAAUCCCAAUAUUCUCCAAAAACUAUGCGUCCAGUAAAUGGUUCUACGAUGUCCAACCCUCGGAUCUGAAGGAUAAAGAUGGAAUUUACGCCAAGGCCUUACGCGAGCUCCAGGAAUCUGAGAGUUUGGAUGACGAAACUAUUGAGCAAUGGAAGGAGGCACUCAGAGUUGUUGCAGGUUUGAAGGGUAUGGACGUGGAGAAACAACCUGACGGCAGACAUGCCUUUGGAAGGAAGCUCCUUCCAGAAGAGUGUGAUAGUAUUUCUGAAGAGGUUGCAUCCACUGCUGCAGGGCUUCCUCUAGCUCUUGAACAUACAGGUUCAUUUUUGUCUGACAAGGAUCCUGCCAUAUGGCAAGAUAUAUUGAAAAAGUUGAAGAAAAAGCUGCACGACAAAGUCGAGAAAAGGUUCAGAGAGAGUUAUGAAGCAUUAAAUAAUGACCAAAAACAGAUUUUUCUUGAUAUUUCAUGUCUUUUUGAUGGGACAGAUAAGGCAACUGUAUUUUACGUGUGGGGUGAUUGUGGCUAUCAUCCAAAGAUAGAAUUUAAUGUUCUUAGUCUCCUCUUGUAA
Molecule: messenger RNA, 825 nt
Organism: Cornus florida
Lineage: Eukaryota; Viridiplantae; Streptophyta; Magnoliopsida; Cornales; Cornaceae
Product: disease resistance protein L6-like
Exons: 2
Coding region: 1-825 (274 amino acids)
Biological process (GO): defense response; signal transduction
Source: RefSeq, a predicted model, not a curated record